Messenger RNA from Pyricularia oryzae 70-15, 162 nucleotides. RefSeq lists its product as uncharacterized. The transcript has 2 exons. Lineage: Eukaryota; Fungi; Ascomycota; Sordariomycetes; Magnaporthales; Pyriculariaceae. The coding region runs from base 1 to 162 and encodes 53 amino acids. The record is from RefSeq and is a predicted model, not a curated record.
AUGAAGCUGCUAUGCCUCCAGCUGGGGCUUGGCUUCGUCUUUGCUGCCGAUCCGUCGGUCAUGCUCCCCUCGGAUGGACAGCUGCCUGUCUUUACCCUACCUUAUGCGGCUUAUAGAGCGACAAAUUACAGCUCCAUUGGAGAUAUACGGAGACAGGAAUAG